AUGGAGCUGGAGGAGCUGGGCAUCCGGGAGGAGUGCGGCGUGUUCGGCUGCAUCGCCUCCGGCGCGUGGCCCACGGAGCUGGACGUGCCCCAUGUGAUCACGCUGGGGCUGGUGGGGCUGCAGCACCGGGGCCAGGAGAGCGCUGGGAUUGUGACAAGUGAUGGCGAGUCCUCCCAGGCAUUCAAAGUGCACAAGGGAAUGGGUCUUAUAAAUCAUGUCUUCAAUGCGGACAGCCUGAAGAAGCUGUACCCUUCAAACCUUGGUAUUGGGCACACGAGGUACUCCACCUCAGGAAUUUCUGAGCUGCAGAACUGCCAGCCUUUUGUUGUAGAGACUCUCCAUGGAAAGAUUGCUGUGGCACACAAUGGGGAGCUAACAAACGCUGCACAACUCAGAAGGAAGCUUAUGCGGCAUGGUGUGGGACUGUCGACCAGUUCUGACAGUGAACUGAUCACCCAGCUGCUGGCUUUCACACCUCCGCUGGAAAACGACGAUACGGCCGACUGGGUGGCAAGAAUAAAAAACUUAAUGAAGGAAACUCCAACUUCAUAUUCAUUGCUAAUUAUGCAUAAAGACAUUAUCUAUGCAGUACGUGAUCCGUAUGGGAAUCGCCCGCUCUGCAUUGGUCGCCUUAUUCCAGUAGGGGACAUGAAUGGAAAAGGAAAAGAUAACACUGAAACAGAAGGAUGGGUUGUCUCUUCUGAGUCCUGUAGCUUUUUGUCUAUUGGUGCAGAGUAUUAUCGGGAGGUCCUUCCUGGAGAGAUUGUGAAAAUAUCCAGACAUGAUGUCCAGACACUGGAUGUUGUACGAAGACCUGAAGGAGAUCCGUCAGCAUUCUGCAUCUUUGAAUAUGUUUAUUUUGCAAGACCAGACAGUAUUUUUGAAGGUCAGAUGGUAUAUUCAGUCCGCAGAAGAUGUGGGCAGCAGCUUGCUAUUGAAGCACCUGUGGAAGCAGACCUGGUCAGCACUGUUCCAGAGUCUGCAACUCCAGCAGCUCUUGGUUAUGCUCAAAAGUGUGGACUACCAUAUGUUGAAGUACUCUGUAAAAAUCGAUAUGUAGGGAGAACAUUUAUCCAACCAAAUAUGAGGUUACGGCAACUUGGUGUUGCAAAGAAGUUUGGUGUUCUGUCUGAUAAUUUUAAAGGCAAACGAGUUGUUAUCAUUGAUGAUUCAAUUGUGAGAGGCAAUACCAUUUCACCCAUAAUAAAACUACUGAGAGAAUCAGGAGCCAAAGAGGUGCACAUCCGUGUAGCUUCACCUCCUAUAAGAUUUCCUUGUUACAUGGGAAUAAACAUUCCAACUAAAGAAGAACUCAUUGCCAACAGGCCUGAAUUUCAUGAUCUUGCUAACUAUAUAGGAGCAGACAGUGUUGUCUAUCUUUCUGUGGAAGGGUUGGUAUCAUCUGUGCAAGAAAGCAUCAAAGCAAGACAAGACAACAACCCUAAAACCCACAAGACGUUUAUGGGAAAGCUUGGUCAUUGCACAGCGUGUCUCACUGGAGACUAUCCCGUUGAGCUAGAAUGGUGA
Messenger RNA from Cinclus cinclus, 1527 nucleotides. It is a transcript of the gene PPAT, whose product is annotated as phosphoribosyl pyrophosphate amidotransferase. The record is from RefSeq and is a predicted model, not a curated record. Gene Ontology annotation, biological process: purine nucleotide biosynthetic process; purine nucleobase biosynthetic process. Gene Ontology annotation, molecular function: amidophosphoribosyltransferase activity. Lineage: Eukaryota; Metazoa; Chordata; Aves; Passeriformes; Cinclidae. The transcript is spliced from 11 exons. Bases 1 to 1527 code for a protein of 508 amino acids.